Molecule: messenger RNA, 1125 nt
Organism: Chenopodium quinoa (quinoa)
Lineage: Eukaryota; Viridiplantae; Streptophyta; Magnoliopsida; Caryophyllales; Amaranthaceae
Product: 3-ketoacyl-CoA thiolase 2, peroxisomal-like
Exons: 6
Coding region: 423-974 (183 amino acids)
Biological process (GO): phenylacetate catabolic process; fatty acid beta-oxidation
Cellular component (GO): peroxisome
Molecular function (GO): acetyl-CoA C-acyltransferase activity
Source: RefSeq, a predicted model, not a curated record
AAUAUUCCCUACACUUAGGGUUUCACACAUUUCCUCAGCCGUCACUCCCCUCAGAAAUCAUUCUCUAACUUUCUCUUUCACUCACUCACUCUCUUUCUCUCUCCUCUUUAGAACUCACUGUCUUUCUCUUUCUUCAAGAUUCAUUCUCUUUUACUCUCUUUACCACCUCUCCUUACCUCUAUAUUCUCUUUCCUCUUGAUUAUGCGUUUUUUUUUUAAUUUAUGUUUUGUUUUUGCUACUAGAUCUGUAGCAAUUAGAUUCAAAUUGGUAGAAUUUUUGGGUUUUAUAAUUAGAUUUUAAUCUGAUUUUUAUUUGAAUGAUUUUUGCUAGUUUAUUGUUGAAAACCAAAAGGAAGUGAAAUAAGAGGCGAAAAAGAGGAAGAAGUCACUAACGGCAACGGAGAAAUCAAAGAGAAUUCAACAAUGGCGGCUUCAAUCAAUCAAUUAGGGUUUGUAAUUUUCGCUAUGAUUCUUGUUUCAUGUUCAAUCUCAGCAAUAGGGGAUUCAGAAUCAGCUUUUAUUGUAGCUCACAAGAAGGCUACCCUUACAAAGCUCAGCAAUGGCGUCGAACGUAUCUCCGUUUCUAUCGACCUCUACAAUUGUGGAUCUUUGACCUUUGCUGCUGUUGGUGUGGAUCCUUUUGUUAUGGGGUCUGGCCCAGCUUUUGCCAUUCCUGCUGCUGUGAAAUCUGCCGGGGUAAAGCUUAACGAUAUCAAUCUAUUUGAGAUAAAUGAGGCCUUUGCAUCUCAUUAUGUUUACUGUUGUAAAAAGCUGAACCUCGAUCCAGCAAAAUUUAAUGUUAAUGGGGGAGCAAUAGCCCUUGGACAUCCCUUGGGAGCUACAGGUGCCCGGUGUGUAGCUACUUUACUUAAUGAGAUGAAACGCCGAGGAAGAGAUUGUCGUUUUGGAGUCAUUUCCAUGUGCAUAGAUCAUGUCAGGGGCCUUCAGCAAGAGAUUGAACUGAUGCAGCAAUAGCUUUGGCCUAAGAAGAAUCAAUGAAGCAGAAGGUUUGGACUAAGAAGAUCAUUGAAAAGUUAAAUAGCUUUGGACUAAAAAGAAUCAAUGUAGCAGAAGUUUUUUAGUUUUAACUAUUUAGGCAAUAAUAAAUGUAUUUUUUUGCUCAUUG